This is a messenger RNA of Fomitopsis serialis, 1134 nucleotides long. Its product is annotated as Snf7 family. Gene Ontology annotation, biological process: late endosome to vacuole transport via multivesicular body sorting pathway; vesicle budding from membrane. Lineage: Eukaryota; Fungi; Basidiomycota; Agaricomycetes; Polyporales; Fomitopsidaceae. The record is from RefSeq and is a predicted model, not a curated record. The transcript is spliced from 6 exons. Gene Ontology annotation, cellular component: multivesicular body. The coding region runs from base 121 to 762 and encodes 213 amino acids.
CAGCAGACUCGGACCUGUACUCCACGCACAUUACUUUUGAGUCUCGGUUGGCCAGCACCUCUACUCCUCAGAACACGACCGCACCCCUUCAUUGCAAGCCUCAUCUCAUCUUGAAGAUAAAUGAAUCGAAUCUUCGGAUCCUCCUCGAGCAAGAAGCCCAAGCCAGGUCUCCAAGAUGCCAUCGCUUCCACAGACACCCGUAUGGCUUCGGUUGAAGUCAAGAUAAAGAAGCUAGAUGGUGAACUCGCCCGGUACAAGGAGCAGAUGAGCAAGCUACGGAACGGGCCUGGAAAGAAUGCAAUCCAGGAACGCGCCCUUCGUACGCUGAAGCAGAAGCGGAUGUACGAAUCACAGCUAGCGCAGCUCACUCAGCAGACAUUCAACAUGGAGUCUGCCGCACUCGCCACAGAGAACUUGCGCAACACAAUGGCGACAGUCGAUGCGAUGAAACAAGCGAACAAGGAGAUGAAGAAGCAAUACGGAAAGAUCGACAUCGACAAGAUCGAGAACAUACAUUAUGAAAUGGAAGAUCUUUUGGAGCAAGCCAAUGAGAUACAAGAGUCGCUGGGACGCUCGUACGCCGUGCCGGACGAGAUAGACGAGGCAGACCUUCAAGCAGAACUUGACGCACUGGAACUGGACGUGGAAGAAGAAGGCCCAUCGUACCUGACAGAUCUCAACAAGGCUCCAGAUUUCAUAGAUGAGCCACCAGUCGAGUUAUCAGAGGCGGAGCCUAAAGAGGCCAUGAAGACAACAGCAUAGUGGCGGUUAAUUGUUCCACUGCAUCCGCAGACUUCAUGAGACUUGUACAAUAUACGCAGGCUUGACUUCACUUGUCAUGAAUACCCGAAGGUCUUUUACUAUUCACCGCUCACAUGAGCGGUGCCUCGCAUUUGGUCAAGGUGGAUAGACUGUUAAGGACGUGACGGCACAGUUAUCUGGGUGCCCGGCGUUCCAUUGGAAGUAUUAUUCAGGAGAUUUGCACGAGAGGCCGUUGUUCUAUAUCCCGCAUUCCGGGCUGCCGAACACAGGUAAUCCUUGAGCAGCUCACUUUUGCGCCUCUCGGGCCUCGAACCUGAUGUCUGGGAUCGUGCGGUGGAGCAGAUAGCUACAUGGCUUGCUGACCGACAGUCU